This is a messenger RNA of Pieris napi, 2072 nucleotides long. It is a transcript of the gene Pex12, whose product is annotated as peroxisome assembly protein 12. The transcript has 7 exons. Gene Ontology annotation, biological process: protein import into peroxisome matrix; protein monoubiquitination. NCBI's taxonomy places the organism in Eukaryota, Metazoa, Arthropoda, Insecta, Lepidoptera, Pieridae. Gene Ontology annotation, molecular function: ubiquitin-protein transferase activity; zinc ion binding; protein binding. Gene Ontology annotation, cellular component: peroxisomal importomer complex; peroxisomal membrane. The coding region runs from base 186 to 1190 and encodes 334 amino acids. The record is from RefSeq and is a predicted model, not a curated record.
UCAUGCUUAGUUAUAUGAUGAUAUGCUUACUCACAAUACCUUGUUUCUGUAGUGAUUAAAGAAAUUUCCUAAUCUGUGGUGACUGGUGAUUGAUAAGCGAUAACGAAUAAUAAACACAAAAGGAAUCCGAAAAUAUUACAGAAAUAUAUAAAAGCACCUAUUAAAAACAAUAUUAUUAUAAAGACAUGGCGGUUUAUGCGGCUCAUCUAACACGAACGCUUCAUGGCACACCGUCGGUUUUCCAAAUUACAGCUCAGGAAGCUCUGGGAGCUACGGUCAAGCCAGCUUUACGGAAACUUGUUGAGUACUUGGCAUCAGUGUACCCAAAGAAUAAGUGGAGUGAGAGAUGGUAUGAUGAACUGUAUCUGUUGAUUGACUGCUGCCUACAGUACCAUUAUCUGAAACAUUAUGCUGCAUCAUUCUCUGAAUGUUUCUAUGGUUUAAUGAGAGUCCCAUUAACAAGCAGCAAUGAGUUCAGUACUGGUCACCGAUUACCUGUUCCACUGGAAAAGGGCUCAUUGGCAUUACUUGUACUCCUUCCUUACUUCAGGGACAAAGUGGAGAAGAUAGUAAACCAAUGGAGAGAAGCUAACGAAGAUGGGAGAUUGGGCAAGAGUAAAUCGGACAAGGCCCGCAAAGCAGCAGUCCAUCUAUACUCUAUAGCUCAUCUAGUCUCUGAGGCAGCCAAAUUAAUAAUCCUUGCUCGGUACCUCACAGGAUCUUCUCGCUGUCCCUCACCACCAUUACUUCUGUUGGGACUUACGCUCACAAAUGCCCCACCACCAGAACCUGAAGAAAAUACCUGGAGUGAUCUCGCUAGAAAUUUAUUUAAAGGAAAUAUUGGGAGUGCUAUGAUAACUUUCCCAAUGGUUUGGGGAGCUAUGGCAGGCGCAGUGCAGUGGGGGGCCUUCUUUGUCCAAUUUCUGCGCUGGUGGGAGACUCGACCUGGCCUCACUAUGGAUUCGCUUCCCUCACCGCCUCCCCCGACUCGUGAAGAAAAGUCAGUGCGUUACACGAAUAAAUGUCCCGUUUGUCUGCAGUCUUGGAAGGUGCCGACUGUAUUGCCAGUUUCAGGGUAUAUUUUCUGCUAUUCGUGUAUCGCGCGACAUCUGCGCGCUAACCAAACGUGUCCAGUGACCAUGCUUCCAGCUACUGAGAAGUCACUAGUGAGACUCUAUAUAGAUACCUAAUUGUAGUUAAAAUUUGUAAAAUAUAGCUUUGUUACCAAAAUCAAUUAUAAAAUAACAAAUAAAUAUUUUUUUAAAUGUUUGACAAAACAUUAGGAAAUAUUACUAUGCGUAAUAACUAAGAUUUGUAUUUAAAUAUAUAGGUAGGCUAAAAAUAUGAUUUAAAUGUUUAUGGUUUUUUUAUUUUAACUACAUAUUAUUAUCGGCCUGAGCCUUAACAAAUGGAAAUGGAAUUGCUUUUCUAUUUGGUAAUACAGAACGACACAUGACCAUCGGCCUCCAAUUAUUUUCGUAUUCCAAAUUAUAAACGCUGCUAAACGGAGUUUAUAGUAUAGUAGUAUAUAGUAGUAUAUACUCCUCAUAUUAUGCAGUAUAUGUCUCAUAUACUCUCUACGUAGUUUUUCUGUCCACCUGGUAGUUAAACAAAUUUACUACUUACAAAUGAUAAUAUUGUUCAAGCAACACAACAAUAUUAAAAUAGUGAACAUUACGUAGGUACAUUAUAACCGAGCUAUUGAGAAAAUAUUGUUACAAAAACAAACAGCCGAUACAAAUUAGCAUUAAAUCAUGUAAUUAAAAUCAAUUACAUCCACGGUUUGCGUCUUAAGUUUGAAAAUAGCUGAAUACCGUAUAAAUUGAUGUAGAGGUCAGAAACGGACAUUAAUUUAUGACUAAAGAUUAAGAAUGUGUCUAUAUUCUAGGAAAUCUUACAAGUUCUUACAUUUAAAAUAUUGCAUUUGUAUUCAUAUGUAGAUAUUAGAAAAGUUAUAUAAGUAUCACUGUACAAAAUUUAUUUAUAAUUGAAAAUAUAUUAUUACUUGUUGACUGUGCACUUGAUGUGAUCAUAUAUAGGGGCUGUGGUAAAUAAAUUAUACAAUAUUUUAA